Messenger RNA from Perca flavescens (yellow perch), 4050 nucleotides. RefSeq names its product lysyl oxidase-like 1 (gene loxl1). NCBI's taxonomy places the organism in Eukaryota, Metazoa, Chordata, Actinopteri, Perciformes, Percidae. The record is from RefSeq and is a predicted model, not a curated record. Gene Ontology annotation, biological process: collagen fibril organization; peptidyl-lysine oxidation. Gene Ontology annotation, molecular function: protein-lysine 6-oxidase activity; copper ion binding. The transcript is spliced from 7 exons. Bases 484 to 2226 code for a protein of 580 amino acids.
AGGGCCAUGUGGGACCUCUCCUUAAAAAAAGUUUGAGAUUUUUUUCACAGCCCAUUGUAAGCAAUCAUGCAAAUAGAAACUUGCAGUCGUGCAGUGCACAGACACUUCUUUCCAGAAGGCAGAGAGCAAUGCUAAGUCUACUGACAGUUGAGCCAGCAGAGAAGUCAGGACAUAUUCUCAUAGCACUAACAGACGAUACCACCACCAGUGGGUCUUCUGAAGCCCACUUUCACUCCCCUGGGUGUGAUUGCUCCUGAAUGCACAUUCAACCUCCUCUACUGCUGGCAGUGAAGACCUGCAGAUGCACUCAACCACAGGCUUACUUCAACACUGCAUCUGUCUCAACACUCACACCAAAGCUCUACCUGCGGGAAGCGGUAACACAUGUUUUAUUGACAGAGCUACAGGUGGUUUGAGUUUGAGCUGCUGGUGGACUGGAGGCGUUUCUUUCCUGUGGUGAGCUGUGGCAUCGUUGGAGCCAGUAUGGUGCCUAUUGUUGUGGCAUGUUUGGUAUUCAUCCUGCUGGGCUUGGGGCAGGCUCAAGUUGCCACACAGACUCAGGAGCAGACCCAGAAUCAGGGCCAGGGGCAGGACAGCUCUGCCACCCCUUGGAGGCAGGUGAUUCAGUGGGAGAACAAUGGCCGGCUGUUUAGCCUGCUGAACAGUGGAGCUGAAUAUGUUCCUGCCAGGGCAGGGGCCCAGGACAGAGGUCCCAGCGUGGUUGUGGCAAACACUAGUCCACGCUCUUCGCGUAGACCUCCGGGAGGCAAUGUCCGCCGCCAGGCUCCAUCAAGAGGAUCCUCUGAGACUGUUCGUGGGCAGGCAAGGCAUCCUUUUGGCUUUGGGCAAGUGCCUGAUAACUGGAGACAAACUGCAGGCAGCACAGGUGGUAGCCAAUUCCAAGGAUCCUCCAGCACUCGCUUCAGGCCAUCCACAGGCUCUUCGUCUUCAUCGUCAUCAUCGUCCUUUUCUUCAUCUUCUUAUAGUAUACCAUCCUACCCACAGAACCCAUUUCCUCAACAGCCUCCCUUUCAACCAGGACCUUACGACUCUAGUGUUGUAGAGGGACCAGUCAGGAGCUACGAGCCACCUUUUCAGCCUGUUGCCGGUGGAGGAUUUGGCGUUGGAGGCUAUGGCGGUGGAGGGUAUGGUGCCGGACAGGGGUAUACUGGAGCUGGGUUCGGAGGUGGUCUGGCCCCAGUGCUCCCAGGCUCUCCCUCUGAUUUUACUGACGAUGGCUACCGUUACUACCAGUCUUAUGGCUAUGGGCCCAAUCCUGUGGUGCCUGCACGUGCUGCCCAACCACCAUUUGCAGAUGGUCUGGACCGCAGAUACACCCACAGUCUCUUUAAUGGGGAGACUGCUCCUGCCAUCCCUGCUGUCCCUGCCCCUGAUGCCAACCAGGCAGCUCCUGUAAUAGUGGACAGGACAGGACCAGCUGGUCAACCACAAGUCAGGAGCCCUCAGUAUGAGCAGUUUCCUCCAUAUGGAAGACCCCAGCCUCCUUUCUUGCAGCCCAUUCCUCCAGGCAGAUAUUCUCCCAACUCUGGCCUUGAGAACCCCGGCAUGAAUGUUGGGAGUGUGUACCGACCAGAACAGAGAGGUUUGCCUGACCUGGUUCCUGAUCCCAACUAUGUCCAGGCUUCCACAUAUAUCCAGAGAGCCCACAUGUAUUCGCUCCGCUGUGCUGCGGAAGAAAAAUGUCUGUCAAGCUCCGCCUAUGGCCCAGAGAUCACCGACUAUGAUGUAAGGGUCCUGCUGCGGUUCCCACAGAGGGUGAAAAACAAGGGGACUGCCGACUUCAUGCCUAACAGGCCACGUCAUACCUGGGAGUGGCAUAGCUGUCAUCAACACUACCACAGCAUGGAUGAGUUCAGCCACUAUGAUUUACUGGAGGUCAGCACUGGCCGUAGAGUGGCAGAGGGACACAAGGCUAGCUUCUGUCUGGAGGACACCACCUGUGACUUUGGUCACCUGAAGCGAUAUGCAUGCACCACUCACACUCAGGGUCUAAGCCCCGGCUGCUACGAUACAUACAAUGCGGAUAUUGACUGCCAGUGGAUCGAUAUCACCGACAUCCAGCCUGGAAACUACAUACUAAAGCUCCAGGUUAAUCCUAAAUUCUUGGUGCUGGAAUCAGACUUCACCAACAAUGUGGUCAGAUGUAAUAUACACUACACAGGACGGUUUGUUACAACAACCAACUGCAAGAUUGCACAGUCUUGAUCCGGCACUGGAAGGCUGCCAUGCUAGAGUGACCCUGAUUGCUAUUCCAUUGAAAUGUGAAUGGAAUCCAUUAGUUGUUGGUUCAUUGUUGAUGCUGUUUGUCUCUACUAUUUUGUGCUGUCUUGGUAUACUGAGUCCAUAGGCCAACAAGGGUUCCACUGGCACUGAACACAAUGUGGGGGUUUAAAGUAGACGCACACACACAUACACACACUACGUUGCCUAAUGCAUAUUGCACGUUGAUAUCCCAAUAAUGAAUCAUCAGUCCACAUCCCUGCAAUCUACAUUAUAAUAUUGUCAUACCAACUACAUUUCUCAUAUUGCAUUUCUACCAGUCUGGUUUGGUUAAUGCUAGGACACAUUAUUGCCUUCCAAAAGAGGUGUUUACUGUAUUUGCACACAAACAUCUAUGCACACCCCCAGCAGAGUGGCUCUGUUUGAAUUAUAAAUAAAGCGUGAAACGGUGCCGGUGCUGAAAUGAGACGAGUCAGGGUUCAGCUGUGAUCAAACAAAUAAAAUUAGGGGACAAAGUCUUCCCAGGUGCAUUCAUCCAUGGUAUGUGGGGACAGACAGAGAGGCCCAGUGACUCAGAAGAACUAUAAUGUUAGUUGUUUGUUGCAUUUUUUCUCUUCACUGCCUCAGUGGGUCAGGCUGAGAUACUGUGAUUCUCUGGGCACACCCUGUUUAAUGUUGUGUUGACAGCAAGAGGUAGACUGCAGGUCAUAUUUGCAUUAGUCAACUCCAUGAAAUUGUAAGUCAACAUAAAAACAAACUGUCAGUACUUGCGCUGUACUCCUCUAAAUCCUUGCAUAUUCGUGUCGUGUCCCCAUUCGUCCUUUCUUAUUUCAGUAAAACAGGAACAGGAAGCUCAACUAGCAGAAAAGGGUGCUUUCCAGAAAACUAGACUCACAGUAUGUAAGCUGUAUAUUUACACUGUCUUGGGGUCUCUUCUUCAACUACCAACACUGGUCAGAUGGCACAUAGGUCAUCUAUACCUUUUGAAGAAUGUUUAUACAAAUAUUCCACUGAUGCAUGACUUUAAUGAUGGAAAUUAUUUUGUUGUAACUGAUUGUACUUUGUUUAUCUAGUUUGACCUGUUACUGUAAUUCCUGGAAUUCUUAAUUUUUCUUGAUAAUCUGAAUUAUUCAAAUAGUUGUUGGAAAGAAAACACUACUGCUACAGACUUAGUAUUAUAAUGCAGAGCGUAAGCAAACCGUCUCUACCUACCUCUCUAAUUGAGUGAGCUGUUGUUUCCUGUUAAUGGUUCACUUCACCUCCUACCAAUGUGUUGCAGCACACAGCUAAAACCCACAAUUAUGUUGAAUAUAUCAAAGAUCACAUGAUAUAGGACCCAUACUAUGACUUAGAUAUAUUCCAAAAGACUUAAAGUUAGAAUCCUUAAGAUUUCCGUCCUGGUUGGUUUGGCGACACUUGUGGUUACUGAUGGUAACAGCAAGUGCAAUUUGAUACUACAUCAAACAUUCCUCGAGCAGCUACUUUGUCAGUAGCAGUACAGCAGAAGAGCAACUGUUUACAGUGGAACCAACCAACAAACUCAAGUUUUAAUAAAGAAGUCAGUCAAUAAGUGGCCUUCCUCCAUCAUGCCAUAAGCAACUGUGAUGUGAUUUCAUAGUGCACACUGGGCGAGUAGUUUUCCACACAACAGCAGGGCACAGUACCAAGAGUUGGUUACCUUGUUGAGAAGUUAUAGUUGUGCAGCCUGCAGCUGACUGUGGCUUAAGAAUUUUAACUUUAAUAUCUAUAAAUGUGAUUACUGAAGUUUAGCUUCUUCUUUUUUUAGGAACAAUCUGGUCUCUAUGUAUU